AUGGCUGAAUCCGCCCCCUCCCCCACCGCCGGUGCUUCUGCAUCCAGCAACCUGUCAUGGGCCACUGAUGACCAGGCCCUGGCCCAGACCUUUGAGCAGUUCGGCGCAAUCGAGAAGGCUACCGUUGUCAUGAGAGACGGCAGGAGCGCUGGCUUCGGCUUCGUUGACUUCAACGAUGACCAGGCCGCCAAGACCGCCAUCGAGGAGAUGAACAACUCUGAGCUUGAUGGACGCACCAUCACCGUUCAGGAGCGCGUCCAAAGAUCCGGUGGCUUCGGUGGUGGCCGGGGACGCGGUGGGUACAGCCGCGGCGGGCGUGGCGGGUACAACCGUGAGGGAGGUGGUGGCUACGGCGGCCGUGACGGUGGCUAUGGUGGUCGCGACGGUGGCUACGGCGGCCGCGACAACGGCUACAGCCGUGGCGACCGGGGAGACUCAUACCGCGGUGGCGGACGUGGAGGCGGUUGGGGACGUGACAGUGGCCGUGACAACGGCUACUCCGGUGGAAAUGGCAACCGUGAGGAGCCUUACUAA
Molecule: messenger RNA, 534 nt
Organism: Diaporthe amygdali
Lineage: Eukaryota; Fungi; Ascomycota; Sordariomycetes; Diaporthales; Diaporthaceae
Exons: 4
Coding region: 1-534 (177 amino acids)
Biological process (GO): positive regulation of mRNA splicing, via spliceosome
Cellular component (GO): spliceosomal complex
Molecular function (GO): RNA binding
Source: RefSeq, a predicted model, not a curated record